This is a messenger RNA of Rubroshorea leprosula, 820 nucleotides long. The record is from the annotation of a GenBank genome assembly. NCBI's taxonomy places the organism in Eukaryota, Viridiplantae, Streptophyta, Magnoliopsida, Malvales, Dipterocarpaceae.
GGUCGAUUAUGGAGAUUGGCUUCAUUCCUUCUUCCAUUCUUAGGUAUAAAGCAAAUACAUGCUUUAAAGUUAAGUCAUGGCUUCGCCCGUGCGAUUCUAUGUUUGAUCUGUCAGCACUUAACAGAAUUACAGUUGAAGACAUUGGAGGACCUGAUUGCACUAAGGAAGGCACUCACCAGUGCGAUUGAGAAUGGCAGUUAUGAAUUUUUAAUUGAAAUGGUCAAAACUAAUGCAGACUUGCUUGAUGCUGCACCGCUGCUGGCGAAUGAUGAGACUAUAAGUAGAAACUUUCUCAUGGAUGCUAUUGAAUUUCGUCAGGAGAAAAUUGCUCGCUUUCUUAUUGGACUCCCCCCUGGCAAUGUAUUUAUCAAUUUACCGGAUUAUUCAGGGGAGAACAAUAUAUUACAUGUGGCAGGUAGUUUGGCUUCUGAUUCUCAACUUUCUCACAUUUCUGGUGCUGCUCUACAGAUGCAAAGAGAGAUACAAUGGUUCAAGGAAGUAGAAAGCCUGGUUAAGCAGCGUUAUAAAGAUGCCAAAAACAACAAUGGUGAAACUGCUUACCAAGUUUUGGCUAGAGAGCACAAGGUCUUGCUUAAGGAAGCAGAGGAUUGGAUGAAAGGAUUAGCAAAUUCAUAUAUAAUUGUUGGUGCUCUCAUCAUUACCAUAAUGUUCGCUGCAGCUUUUACCCUUCCUGGGGGUAACGAUCAAAAUAAGGGAUUUCCAAUAUUCAAAAACAAAACAGCAUUUUUGGUAUACAUAAUAUCCGAUGCAAUCUCGCUGUUUGCUGCAGCUGCCUCAGUAAUAAUAUUUUUGGGAUUUC